AUGUCUGCAAUUGACAUGUUAUCGGCGGCAUGGCCAUCGGCAUGUCGGCCGCCAUCCCCGAUUUCAUUCGAUACAUUCGAUGUUACUAGAUUGUCCGCAACAACCUGGCCUGAUAUACUGGAUAUUGAUGCUGAAGUAAAUGACAUUGGUGCAUCAGUCACGGGCUGGGGUGAUGGGGAAAUGGAAGAUCCAGUAACGGAUCGCUCCGAGCACCCAGCCACAACCGACGCGCACUCGGUUGCCGGCUCGAAGCCAAAGAAGCGCGGGCGGCCUCGAUUAAGCCCUCGAGAAAAUGAUGAUAGAACGCGGCGACGUGCGCAGAUCCGCCUAGCACAGCGCGCCUAUCGCAAAAGGCAAACUUCGGCCAUGGAGAAGCUGCAACAGCAAGUGAACGAGAUGGGAAAAUUGUCUGGCAGGCUCAUCAACUCCCUUUCGGAUAUAUCAAAGGAACUUGCGCUGCUGCGAGUGUUUGAGAUGCGGCCUGCGGCUGCGGUCGCAUUCAAUGCCCUCGUGGGAGACUGCAUAUCACUUCGUACAAUGGCCUCAUCGCAAGCGCACGAAGAAUCCGACGUGGAUAUUUCAAACUUUCAGAAUGAGUGGGACUCGACGCUUCAAAGAUGCGAUUGGAUGAUCCCACGAUACUCGGAGCCAUGGCCUCAAUCGCUACCUACAUCCCAACACAACUUGGACCAAUCAACCCCGGAACGACACCGUGCGGAAAUGUCCAUUUCAAGUUUACUUACAGCUAGUAGUCCAUUCACAGUCCUCUCCAGUCUUGUUGAUCCAAUUCCGCGCCGGCCCACGUCAUUCGCCCAUCGAGUCCAUCUGGUGUGUCUGGAGCGUGGAUACCAUCUACUAAGAAACCCAAAGAGCGACAUGCGCCAAGUAAUGAGAACAUUUGGGAAAACGUUAGCCAAGACUAGCCGCACCAGUCUGAUUAUGCAAAUUGAAACCAUAUUGCGAGGUAAUGAAGCUGUUGCUGGAACGGAUUGGGUCAUCUCUCGGCCGGAGCAGACUGCGAGCAUCUACAGUCCGCUGCUGCCUGCACCUCCUACCAUGGCCACCUCGACAAAGAAUGAAUGGCUUGAGCCCCUGGAUGUACACUACUUAUUGUUGAAGAGUAAUAUCCCAAUCGAGACGGACUCUGUGUCGAUCCAACUUUCUUCCAGCAUCCCACAAGGUCAAGACACCACUGACUCCACGAGCAACUCUCCCAACUUACGUCUAGAUUUUGCAUCUGUCGAAGAAUCCCUUGAAGACCAAUCAAGCCAGGCAAGAGUAUUUGACGUGAACUAUUUUCUAGAGAUCUUGGGUCGACUCGGUGUCUGUGGCGGUACUCUACCGAUCCUUCGUCGCAAAGAAGUUGAAGCGGCAAUGUACUAUGCAAUGGGUCUGGGGGCUGAACCAAGGAGCAACAACUAG
Molecule: messenger RNA, 1422 nt
Organism: Pestalotiopsis fici W106-1
Lineage: Eukaryota; Fungi; Ascomycota; Sordariomycetes; Amphisphaeriales; Sporocadaceae
Exons: 4
Coding region: 1-1422 (473 amino acids)
Biological process (GO): regulation of DNA-templated transcription
Molecular function (GO): DNA-binding transcription factor activity
Source: RefSeq, a predicted model, not a curated record